AUGGAUCUCUCGGGUGACAAGCCCUAUAGAUCGAGGCGGACGCAUCGGAAGUCACGACUCGGCUGUGCUAAUUGUAAGAAGCGGCGUAUUAAGAAGUCCUGCAUUUCAUUGAUCCCCGAGACUGAUGAAGAGAACGAUCUUAUACAGUGCGAUGAGAAGAAGCCGAGUUGUACCAACUGCGAUAAUCAUGAUGUUGAAUGCUCGUUUUCAAUCGUUGCGCCGACACCUCCAGCUUCAGAGACACUAUCUCCAAAUGCGACAAUAUCCGAAGCAUCGCCUGAGAACCCCACGAAACUACGCUCUCGACGAUUUCGACCCUAUGCAUACCCUAAUGGAGGUCUGAAGCAGACUUUCAAAUUGAGCAAGCCCAAAAAUCAAAAUCUAGUCCUGAUCGAAGAAGCAGAGCCACCAGUCGAAUUCUUACCCUUUGAAACCAUCUCGCUGGCCGAUCUACAGCUAUUCCAUAACUACACUAUCUCAACCUAUCAGACCAUGUCGGAUGACGGUGACCGGAACGGUGUCUGGCAAAAUCAUCUUGUCCAAUGGGGCAUGGAAUUCCCUUCCAUUCUACACCUCAUCCUCGCCCUCUCUGCCCUGCAUCUCGCAUACAAAAAUCCCGAGUCCCGCGAAAAAUACAUCCAACAAGCAGACAACCACUUUACAUUCGGCGUACGAACAGUGACAAGUGUGCUAUCACAACUCAACGCCGAUAAUUGCCAGAAGAUUUACAUGGCGGCCGUAUUAGUCUGUUUCAUCUACUUUGGCCGUGGACCUCGGCCAGGUGAAUAUCUCAUCUUCAGCGAAGCGGGCCCUGCCGAAUGGAUAGUUCUCAUGGGAGGCGUGAAGACUAUUGUCUUCUCCUACCAUGCCAAGGUAUACAGCGGGAUUCUGGAACCGAAAGGCGAAGAAAUAGAGCCGUUCCUGAGCGAGUCUAUGCGCAUCGAGUUACACGAGCAUACCAUCCACGUUGAAGCAUUUCAGCGACUCGUCAAGCAAGAGAUAACAGACGAAACUCAGCUAGUCAUGUACGAAAAGGCAAUCAACGACUUGCUGGAGAAAAUGCGAGAAGUCUACGAAAAACGAUCCAUUGGAGACCCGGGCAUCGGUUUGAUGCAUUUACUGAUUGGCUGGCUUUAUCGAUUACCGGAGGAGUUAGUGGGGUUGUUGGAACAGAAAGAGCCGCGUUCUCUGGUUAUAUUGGCGUAUUGGGCUGUUAUGUUAAAGUUCAUGGAUAGUGCGUGGUUGAUGAAGGGUUGGUCGGAGCAUGUAUUGGAGGGAGUAUCGGGGUGUCUUCAGCCGGAGUAUCGGCCUUGGAUUGAGUGGCCUUUGCGGAGGGUGAAACAAGACAGUUGA
This is a messenger RNA of Penicillium cataractarum, 1353 nucleotides long. RefSeq names its product Zn(II)2Cys6 transcription factor domain-containing protein. NCBI's taxonomy places the organism in Eukaryota, Fungi, Ascomycota, Eurotiomycetes, Eurotiales, Aspergillaceae. The coding region runs from base 1 to 1353 and encodes 450 amino acids. Gene Ontology annotation, molecular function: zinc ion binding; DNA-binding transcription factor activity, RNA polymerase II-specific. The record is from RefSeq and is a predicted model, not a curated record. The transcript is spliced from 2 exons. Gene Ontology annotation, biological process: regulation of transcription by RNA polymerase II.